AUUCAGCAGGAUUUUUAUCUCUGAAGGCUUAAGCUUGUGUGAAAACAAGGGUGUCGGAGAGGAAUCUGGAAUGAGAACACUUCGCAGCAGCUUUUUUCUUUCUAUUUCAAUAACAGAAAAUCCAACUGGUUGAUUAAACUGCUGUGCUGUGUGUGAUGGAGUGAUUAUCAGGGUGGUAAGGUAGACACACAUCCUGAGAUUUAAUUAAUUGUUACAACAAGGAUCCUGUAUGUUUACAGACCAUUUGCCAAUGAACAUAAUUUACUAAAUGAGGGGUACUGUCUACCCGGCAGGUGGCUUGGGCACAGGCGGAGAUUGAUUGAAGUGAUCUGUGUGAAUCCUAUUAAUGCAUCCUGGACUCUGGCCAAGGCAGAAGCAAUGGAGGGGAACACCGCUGUCUAGCAGCCCUAUCUGAUCUGCACCCACACUGGACAAACCGAACACCCUCUGCACCCCCUCUUCCGCAACACUCCUCUCGCCCAGGCAAGGAUGGUACCUCCACCCCCCACCAACAAGCCCCAUGUGUGCCUGUCCACCAUCCUGAUCAUGAGCAGCAUGGCCUUGAUUGAUGCCUACCUGGUGGAGCAGAACCACGGGCCACGAAAGAUUGGCAUCUGCAUCAUGGUGAUGGUAGGUGACAUCUGCUUCCUGAUCGUCCUGCGGUACGUAGCGGUGUGGGUGGGUGCCGAGGUACGGACAGCUAAGCGGGGCUACGCCAUGAUCCUCUGGUUCCUGUACAUCUUUGUGCUGGAGAUCAAGGUCUACUUUGUGUAUCAAAACUACAAGGCGGACAGGAAGAGCCUGGACGCUCUUGCGAGGAAAGCGUUGACUCUGCUGCUGUCAAUUUGCAUCCCGGUGCUGUUUGUGGUUCUAGUUGCUAUCGACCACAUGGAGUAUGUUCGCGCCUUCAAGAAGCGCGAGGAGAUCCGUAAUCGUCUCUUCUGGGUUGUGGUGGACUUGCUGGACAUACUGGACAUCCAGGCUAACCUGUGGGAACCCCAAAAGAAGGGGCUUCCAUUGUGGGCCGAGGGCCUGAUGUUCUUCUACUGCUACAUACUGCUGCUCGUGCUGCCCUGCGUGUCCUUGAGCGAGAUCAGCAUGCAGGGCAUCAACAUCGUGCCCCACAAGAUGCUCCUGUACCCCAUCCUGAGUCUGGUGACUGUCAACGUCAUCACCCUCUUCAUCCGCGGGGGGAACAUGAUUCUGUACAGGGACGCCAGGGUAUCCGGGAUCCUGAUGGGUAAGAACAUCCUGGCCAUCAUCCUAAAGACCUGCAGCUUUGUGCAGUACAGGAGACAGUUGCAGAACGCUUCUCCUGCCUUCGGGGUGGCGCUGCAGAAAAACUCAGUGGCCCACGCUCGCCCUGCCCCCCCCCCCUCCUCAAGUGAUCAUGCAGGACCAGAUGCCCCUCCCCGAGGUGACGACUUGUGAGCACACAUGACCCACAGGAGGCUGGGAGGGCACAACGUUCCAAACCUUUCGGGCAAGUGAACACGCAUUGAUGCUUGACGGCACACAGGACACCGCAGCGAGGACAGAGCAGUGCUUUACCCAAAAGCUGUCAUGGUGUAAAACUCAGCAUCACAUGUGACUUUGCAGUUCCUCCAAUGAAUUCAGUUAACUGUAUUUUUUCUAACUGUACAAAAGAUUUAAAAAAAAGAAAACUACUGCGAGAUUAGAAGAUAUAUUUUUGAAUUGUGUGUGUUGCAUUCUUAUCUUAAAGUUAAGGGUCUGUGUGCUGUGGUGUGUGUAUUUCUGUUGCUCGAAUGUCCUUAGUAGUCGAGGGCUUAACACGAUAAGCAACUAAUGGGAGAAUCAGAAAAAAACUGUUAAAGCGUUCUCUUGAAGGAAGUGUGUUUUCUAUAUGUGAUUCUUUGAUAUAAAGUAUUGUGUACAA
Molecule: messenger RNA, 1897 nt
Organism: Trematomus bernacchii (emerald rockcod)
Lineage: Eukaryota; Metazoa; Chordata; Actinopteri; Perciformes; Nototheniidae
Product: transmembrane protein 121
Exons: 1
Coding region: 490-1431 (313 amino acids)
Source: RefSeq, a predicted model, not a curated record